CAGUCGAGCUAGCGGGUGGUUACAACAAAGUUUAUGUUUGAGAACGUUGCGCAUAACCUCACACACUAAACACAAACUCAGUCUCCGUUUAUGUUUGCACGUGCAAUGUUUACAUUCAUUUAUUCACAUUAAAUUGCAAGUAAACAGUGUUUUUUUAUUUAAUGCACAGUAACGAUAACAUCAGUGAAUAUUUAGUGAAAAAUAAUUUAAUUAGUGUAAAAUAAAUAGUGUCAAUUUUUUUUCUAUAAAAAUGACUCAGGAAAACAAGAAAAUAUCAUUUGGCUUUUCAAAGUCAUCCAGAAAGCCUCUUUUGAAAGCUCCAGUUGAAGCUAAAGUCAAAGAUGAAAAGGAUUAUAUUAAAUGCAUUGAUGACAAGUCAAUAAAACUUAUCAAUGAAACAAAGGUGGUAAAUGGUCCGCUGGUUAUACCGCUAAUAGAAAGCAGUAAUAGUUGGAAAAAUAAACUUAUAGAAAAAUUAAAUUCAAAAGAUGUAAGUACUUCUUCAGAAUCUUCUAAAAAAUUAAAUUCUACAGAAGCAUCAUCAAAAAAUUUUAAUUCUACACCAGAAGCUUUAGAAAAUUCAAAUUCUCCAGCUCCAGUAUUAAAAGAUUCAGUUGCAGCUUCAGAUAAUUUAAAAUCAUCAUCAAAAGAAGAAAUAGAAAUAUUAGAUGUAGAAAAAAUAAAAAAAGUAGUCGAGGUAAUAGAAAUUGAAGAAAAUGAUCAAGAAGAAAAGGAAAUAUCAAAUGUAAGUAAAUUAAAUAAAGUAGAAAUUGAUGAAAAAGAAUGGGACCGUCUUGCUGCUGAAGAAAUAUUAAAGGACAGCCAGAAAAAAAUAAAAGUCGAAAAAACUAAUGAUUUUAAAAUAGAAAUGACUGAAUCUAAUGUGUUUGUCGGUGAGGAAGAGUCAACUCUGGAGGAUUACGGAAGAAUUCCAAUAGAUCAAUUCGGAAUGGCGAUGUUGCGUGGAAUGGGCUGGCAUCCUAACAGAGGAAUCGGUAAGAAGCCGCAGCUGGUGACCACAGAGGUCCCGCUUUCGCGGCCACGAGGAAUGGGCCUGGGAGCUGACAAGGUGGUAAAAAAACCCUCAAGCUCAGGGGAUAGCAAAAAAGAGUUGAAGCUGGAGAAGGGCUGCUUCGUCAAGCUCAUCGCGGGCAGGUUGAUGGGGCACUAUGGAGAGGUGAAGGGCUUUGACGAGGACAAAGGCCGAGUUAUGGUGAAGCUAUCUCUGGUGGAUGAUGUUCAGACGUUCAGCGAGGUGAUGCUUGACCCGGUCUCCAAGGAUGAGUUCGAUAAGAAUUCAAAGGUUAUAAAUAUUUCCAAGUACGAGGAGUACAAGAACAAAACUCAGGACUUGGAGGAUGGAAGGAGCAGGGUCAAUGGUUAUGUUGAGAGGGAGCGCGAUGAUGAUAGGAGGGACGUUUCUUAUUCUUCAAGGGACAAGAGAAGAGAUCGAGAACGCAGCAGGUCCAAGGAGAGGUCUAGGGGUGGUAAAAAUAAAUAUGAGAAAAAAGAUAGGGAUAGAAGUAGGUCCAGGGGCAGAGAAAAUAAACAUGAGAGGAGAGAUCGUGGGAGAGACAGGUCUGGGGACAGGCAUAAGCACAAAAAGUCUAAGCAUCACAAAAAACAUAGGCAUUGAUUGUUUAUUUUUUUUUUAAGGCACAACAAUUCUCAAGGAAGUAACAAUUAAAGAAAAAGAAGAUUUUAUCAUUAAUGAUAAAAAUUCACAGACUACAAUCUUAAGGGAGUAUUCUACUGUAGAGGCAUGAAUUUCGCCCGGUUUUAGAAGCGCUGUACGAAGGAAACAAAAAAUAUUUUUAUAAUAAAUUUUUUUAUCAUUUGUU
Cotesia glomerata is the source of this 1841-nucleotide messenger RNA. Its product is annotated as G-patch domain and KOW motifs-containing protein. Gene Ontology annotation, cellular component: spliceosomal complex. Gene Ontology annotation, biological process: mRNA splicing, via spliceosome. The record is from RefSeq and is a predicted model, not a curated record. Gene Ontology annotation, molecular function: nucleic acid binding. Bases 251 to 1636 code for a protein of 461 amino acids. Lineage: Eukaryota; Metazoa; Arthropoda; Insecta; Hymenoptera; Braconidae. The transcript has 2 exons.